AGUGAGGGGGGAAGGAGUGAAGGAGGCCUGCUUAGGUGGAGGAAGCAGCUGCUGUCAAACACAGUUUUCCUUCUGCUGGAGUUGAUGUCUCAGUAGCCAGCAAACGUUUGGCACCUACUCAGUGCCAGCCAGAGGCCAGGCUGAGGAACUGUCCCCUCCCACAGGGUCACUUUCAGAGGCUCAGGUGGGGAGGGCUGUGCCAAGGCUUUCUGUCUGCCUGCUCUGGACUGCCCGUGCUGUUUUUCCAGCCAAUCCCCGUGGGGGCCAGUGGGGCCCUGCCCUUCUCCCAGGAAGCAGUUCCUGAGGUCCUGGGGCCAUGUGUCCCAAGGUGUUGGGGGAACAGCCUGGCCAGGGCCUGGGGCUCUGAGGUGAAAGGACACAUUCUUCCGAUUCUGGGGAGGAUAGAGGCAUCUGAAGCCCCCCCACGCCCCCUCGCCUCCCUAGUACCGGCUCUGGCAGGGAGCAGGGACUCCAACUGCUGAGGUGUGCAGAGGAGUGGGUGAUGACUUUUUAGAGGCCCUAAGAUAUCUUGCCCCCACCCCAGGCCCCCAGAAAGUCUGUUUGCUUGGUGCCAGGGUGAGGUGGCCUUCCCUGGAUCACACUGUGCCUCUGAGUGUGUAGAUGGUUGGGGCAAGCAGGAAGGGGUGGUAUGCCCUCUUGACUGUUCGCUCUGGUUUGUGGUGGCAGGAGGGUGGCCUGAUUCUCAGGACCCAGGGAGAUCCCUGAAGAAGCCUGGCUCUCUGAAUCAGGACCUGCCUCCGGGACUCCUCAGGGUGUUUAUUUCUGUUUGAGCCAGCUCAUAGGAACUGCUUUUGCUUCAGGGGGUCCCCAGGCUGGGCUCUGCUCCCUGGGAGCAGAGCCUAGGCUGAGCUCUGCAGGCUCCACCCCCACCCUGACUCACUGGCUGACCCUUUCCUUGGGCUCUUUCACUAUCUGUAUUCCUUUCCUGACUUGGCCAUCUGUGCUCUGGCUGGACCUUUUAGUCUCAUCUCUUGGCUCUGCCAGUCUCGGCCUCUGUACUCCUGGGACAAGCUCCAGAUCCAGGGCCUCUUCCUCCGACCUGACCCCAAAGCAGUGUCAGGGAGGGGUGCUUCCUCAUUUCCUUCCAAGGCUGCAGAUCCUGCUAGGGUUCAUCCCCAGAACCUAUGGCCAUAGCUUCCCUGUGUCCAUGUGUCCCUGCCUGCAGCCCUAGAGCUUACGGGUCCCUCACCUCACAUUCCCACUCUGCAGGCAUCUCUGGGGCAGGGCCUGGGUGUUGGCUCCAACCUGCUUCCUUGCAUCUCUCUCUAGGUUUAUGCUUGGGGAACAGGGAGCCUCCUGAGCUGCUUGCAUUGGCACCUGCCUGUAGCCCUCAGAGCUGCCCCUUCUGGGUACGACUCUAGCUCACACUCUCUGGCACAGGCUGGGAGAUGGGCACACGACCCUCCCUCCUUAAACUGUGGCAGGAGCUGGAGAUCACACUGACCAGUCACUUCCCAGAAUCUCAUGUGCUUAAAUCUUGUUUCUGUGUUUAUACCUGAUAUACGGCACCUGCCUCUGACGGGCCUCAGGUGCCCUCUGUAUGCUAGACUCUGCUCUAGGCAUGGGCACAGUGAUGCUGCGCAGAGAGGCCCUCGCCUGGCAUGGGGGAGGGAAUGGGGAGACUGUUGCCAGAGGGUGCAAUGAAGGCUGUGGUGGGGGACUCCCAGGGCCCUGGUAUCCAGAGAGCCCUGUAGUCAGGGAGGAGGAAUGGGGUAUUAGGGAGGCCCUUGUUAGGAUGUGGCUUCUAAAGGGGGUACAAGGACCAGGAGGAGGGCAGGUCACACCACUGAGGGCACUCCAGCACAGCUGGAGUAUAAAAUGAGGGGCUGGGGUAGGGAGAGUCUCACCUGAGAUGAGUCUGGAGGGGAGGUGACAGCCAAGCAUGGGGUGGCAGGUACAUGUGUGACUUGUUAAGAUCACUGGCUACAGGGCAAAGAAUGGCUUUGGGGAGAGGGUAGGAGCAGAGGCAGCGGACAUGAGUAGUAGGAGUGGGGACAGAGACAUGAGGGUAAUAAACUGCUGAGUGAAGAUGACAUGUAUAAAAUGCAUAGCAUAUAUGAAUCUUAGGUGUACAGCUAGGUGAAUUUUUAGUUUGUGACACCCAUGGAACCACACCCAGACCAACAGGGAACAUUUCCAGGCCCCCUGACGAGUCCCUUAUGACUAUCCCCAGUGCACCCCCCACCCCCAUUCUGACCUGAAUCAUUCAUUACCAGUUGGGUUUGCCAUUUUUUGACCGUCAUUCUCAUGUGUUCCUGUCUGGCUUCCUUCACUCAGCAUGACGUCAGUGAGAUUUAUCUGUGUUGUGUAUCCAGGGAGCUCAUUUUUUUCCACGGUGUAGAAUGACACAUUCACCAAGCAUUUACCACUGUUCUAAGAACUUGACAUUUAUUGAUUCACAUAAACCUCCCAACCCUAUGAGGUUUUAAGACCAAGAAUUGGAGACACAGAGAGGUUAAAGCACUUGCCCAGGGUCACCCAGGCAAAUAAUAGCCAACUGGGUUCAAGUGUAGGCAGUCUGAUUCUGGAGCCAAGGUUCUUUAACGCUAUGCUUGGUGGCCUCCCUGACGCCUACUGAGUCUGUGGCCUGGCCUUGAGUGGAUUCAGGAGCUAAUGUGUACGUCCAAACUAGGUGGCUGGAUGUGGAUGGAGGGGGAGUUGAGGAUGACUGCAGGUUUCUGGCUUGAGUAACUGGGUGGGUGGCGGUGCUGUUACUAAGAUAGGGAACACAGGAAGAGGAACAGAUGGCACGGGGGGCAGGGAACAGACAAGGGGUUUGAUUUGGGGCCUGUGGAAUUUUGUGUGUCUAAGGGAUGGCCAGGCAGUUACCAAGUGGGCAUUUGGUUUUGGGGAUUCUCAAGCUUGGGUGUGUUAGAUUAGGGAGGCAUUCAGCAGCCUGUAGACAGUGUCUAGAGUUUGGGAAAGGUUUCUCAGCAGGACUGUGAAGGGGGCAAGAUGCACGAGUGUGGUUUGUCUGCAUGUUGUUCCUGUGUGUCUUGAGUGUCGCGGUGGCCUGCACUUGAACAUGGGCCAGCCUGGCUCUGGGUCAUGAAUUCCCCCAUCUCCUGGGAGGGCCUGCAGGUCAGCUGGGAGCUGGGUUGUUUUUGUUUGUGGUUUGACCCUGAGGUGGAGGGGGGCUGCUAAGCUUAAGGAACUACCCUCUCAGAAGCCCCGGAAGCACCUGUGCAUCCUCCCCAGCCAGGCUGGAGGUUAGCAAGGAGGGGAGCUUCUGCUUCUCUUGUGUCUGCAGGGAGAGGCUGUCCCUGGUAAGUUGGCUGACAGCGCACACUCUCUGGGUCUGGGGUCCAGGGACUUCUGGGAGGCUUGGCAAAGGAGGAUUGGGUGUUUAGAAAGGACACCUGAGCAGGGGAGCCGGCCAGCCUUCUGGCCUCUCAUUUCCUGUGAUGGCUGUGGGGGAGGGCUCCCCAGCACUGAGGCCCUCUGCAUGUUUCCCCUUCUUCCUGAUGACCUCCUGGGCCUGGCCCUGAGUGCUGAGAGAGCAGGAGACAGGUUCGCUGUGCUCAGCCCUUAGGACAGCCCUUUGGGGAUUCCCAAGCAGCGGGAGGGGCUGUUGUUGACUGCAGCAUUUGCGGGAAGUGGCCCCCAGCCCCCUCCUCUCUGAGGAGGCUGGCCAGGCUGUGGGAGCCUCUGGCUGCACUCCUGCAGAGGGCUGAGACCCUCCAAGGGGAGACACAAGUGGAGUGUCAUGGGGUGCUGCAGGUCACCAAGCUGCAGGCAGGGUGGGACAUUGUCCUGGCCUGUCAAGUUUUUCGAAAUUUUUUUUAAGGGGAAAAAAUAAUUUCCAUAGGAAGUUAAUUCAAACAAAUGGGGUUAGAUAUUGAAGGAGAGGCAAGAUGGGGGUGAAUUUUAAGAUCUAACAUGAGACGUUGGAGAGAUGCGCCAAGCCUGGAGGCAGGGAACUUCUGCCGGGUGGGGUUGGCAGGGGUUUCUGGGGAAAGUCUGAGCCGCGCCAACGCAGAUAGGAGGGGCCCAAGAAAGCUCUGAGUCUGGGAAUCCGGGGGCCUAGCCAGCCUGGUGCGAGCAGGGGGUGUGUGCAGGGUGGCAGGCCGCGGGAGGAAGAGGGGGAAGCAGGCCGGUGCUCCGGAGGGCUGUGGGCACCCCCACCGAGGCACACAGCUGCAACGUGUGAAUCACCCAGCCAGCUGCGCCGCCAUGACCGGGCUGCGGAAGAGGAAGCUUGACCAGCUGGAUGAGGACUCCUCCUCGCUCUGCUCGUCCUCCUCACUGUCCUCAGGCCACCACUCUCGCUCCUGCUCCCCGAGCUCUUCGGUCUGCCUGGCCUGGGAAUCGGACGAGGAAGGCCCCUGGGAUCAGACGCCGCUGCCUGACCGUGACGCCUGUGGCCCCCGGAAAGCUGCCCCCUUGUCCAUCCUGAAGCGGGCUCCCCGGAAGCACCCAGCCCACGUAGCCUUUGAUGGCAUCACUGUCUUCUACUUCCCUCGGUGCCAGGGCUUCACCAGUGUGCCCCGCCGUGGCGGCUGCACUCUGGGAAUGGCCUCCCGCCACAGUGCCUGCCGUCGCUUCUCCUUGGCUGAGUUCACCCAGGAGCAAGCCCGGGCUCGGCAAGAGAAGCUGAGGCUGCGCUUGAAGGAGGAGAGGCUGGAGGGGCUGCGCUGGAAGCUUGCAGAGGCUGGGGUGCCUGAAAGCGAGGCAGACCUGCCUCUUACAGUGGAUGCCAUCAAUGAUGCUUCUAUGGAGGAGGCCUUGACAGUGGCUAUGGCAGGCGGUCAGUUGGAGGAAAUGACCUUCCUACAGCCCUACCCAGCCCGGCAGCGGCGGGCUCUGCUUCGGGCCGCAGGCGUGCGGAGGAUCGAUCGUGAGGAGAAGCGGGAGCUGCAGGCUCUGCGCCGGUCACGGGAGGAUUGUGGCUGUCGCUGUGAUAGGGUCUGUGACCCUGUGACCUGCAGCUGCUGCCAGGCAGGCAUCCAGUGCCAGAUGGACCACACAGCAUUCCCCUGUGGCUGCUGCAGGGAGGGCUGUGAGAACCCCAGGGGCCGCGUGGAGUUUAAUCAGGCACGUGUACAGACACAUUUCAUCCACACGCUCACUCGCCUGCAACUGGAGCAGGGAGCUGAGGGCCUUGGGGAGCUGGAGGCCCCUGCCCGUGGUGGCCUGGCCAGUCCUGGUGCACAGGACCUGGCCAAACCCCCUGUGAGCGGUAAACUGGGUGAUACCAGCUGUAGCAGCAUGACUGAUUCCUCCACAGCCUCAGGCACCAGUGAGGUCCCUGGCUGCCCUGUCCUCCCCGCCCUGUCUGGCCUUGGCUCCCAGCCUGGCUUGGGUGAUGACAGUCUGGCACGGAUCCUGAGUUUCAGUGACUCUGACCUGGGUGGAGAGGAAGAGGAGGAGGAGGAAGGGGGUGUGGGGAGCCUGGACAACCUCAGCUGCUUCCACCUAACUGACAUCUUUGGUACUGGUGACCCUGGUGGUCUGGCCAGCUGGACCUACAGCUAUUCCAGCUCUAACCUCAUGUCGGGCAUCUUGGAUGAAAAUGCCAACCUGGAUGCCAGCUGCUUCCUCAACAGUGGCGUGGAAGGGUCAGGAGACAGCAGCCUCCCUGGCACCUCAGUGCCUCCCGACAUGGAUGCCGGCCAGAGCAGCUCCGUGGACCUCAGCUUGUCAUCCUGCGACUCCUUUGAGCUGCUCCAGGCCCUGCCAGACUACAGUCUGGGGCCUCGCUAUGCCUCACGGAAGGUGUCUGACAGCCUGGACCACCUUGAGGCAGCCCACCACCCCUUGCCUGCCUUUUCUCCUCCUGGGGAUCCUGGUACUUGCUUCCUGGAGUCCAUCAUGGGCUUGUCGGAGCCGGCUGCUGAGGCCCUGGCUCCCUUUGUGGACAGCCAGCUGCUUGAGGACACCUCCCCAGCAUCUCUGCUGGAGCCUGUGCCUGUGUGAGGAUGGGGAUUACUUUUUCUGGCCCCACGAGCCCUGUUGCUUCAUGUAAUCUGGAGCUCCUGAGGUCUAAAUGCAAGCUUCCCAUGGGCUGACUCACCCAGUGUGGGUGCUCCCGAUUUUCAUGUAACACUCUGGAUGAAUUUAUUUAUUUUUGUAACUUUCUGUGCUGAAGAGAUGGUGGGGCAGGGGUUUCCCUGCCCAGCCACCCAGACCCCUGUGCCCCUGUGCCACAUAACUUCUUCUGCUCCCACGGAGCAUGCUGGGAAGAGGAGGAAACGUGGCUCCCCUGGAGCUUUGUAGACCUGUUUGGUCUCAUGUGAUCCUAAGCCAGAGGCCAUGAGACAGGGCUGAAAUCUCUACUUCCUAGGGCUUUUCCUGCCACCCUGAGCCCUAGACCCAUGGCUGAAUCCUCUGGACUGUGAAGACUAUAAUUUAUUUCUGUAAUUUAUUUGGGGACUAGGUGGUGUAGGCUUCUCCUGACUGGUGGGCAGUGCUCGGUUCGCCUUGGGGUGGGGCCCAGAUCCCUGGGGGCCCCUCUGCCUGUGGUCCUGCAGCUCUGCCCUGACUGGGCUUUGGUACCAACCAGAUGUGGAUUCGAGCCCUGUGGUCUACCAUGGCAGCUGCCUGGAUCCGGGUGGCUGAGCAGGCAGGGGCUGGAUGGACAGCCUCUGGCCAGAGGGAGGGCUGGGCUGACCAAGUGUGACCAAAACCCUCUUCUGCCCUAUACCCCCUCUGCUUCCUGUCCUCUGCCCAUCUCCUGCAAGACCACAGCCUUUAUUCAAAAGCCCACCAAUGUAGGAAGGGAAGCAGGAGGUCCAGAGUGGUAUCGGACCUGCCUCUGGCUUGGAGCAUGCCCCGGCUUCUAUCUCAGGGCUUCCUGGGCACUGUGCUCCAGCGUGGAUGCCUGCCGUGCCCUAAGGCCAGGGGUGAGGGGUGGCCCAUGGCCCUUACGCCUUUGUCUGCUGAUGCUGAAUUCUGCAUCAUUUCCAUAUUGUGCCCGAGUCUUAGAACUAUAAUUUAUUCAUUUUUCUGUGUCUGUGCCAAGAAGCCCAGGCUGUGGGCUGGCCCUCUUGCCUAGAAGGCCUUCCCAGCCUGCGUGCUUGUGGAAACACCUUGUACCUGAGCUUCCAGGUUCCAAUAAAGAGGCUCCAUUUUUAA
Manis pentadactyla (Chinese pangolin) is the source of this 7095-nucleotide messenger RNA. It is a transcript of the gene CSRNP1, whose product is annotated as cysteine and serine rich nuclear protein 1. Lineage: Eukaryota; Metazoa; Chordata; Mammalia; Pholidota; Manidae. The coding region runs from base 4195 to 5937 and encodes 580 amino acids. Gene Ontology annotation, molecular function: DNA-binding transcription factor activity, RNA polymerase II-specific; sequence-specific DNA binding. Gene Ontology annotation, cellular component: nucleus. The transcript has 5 exons. The record is from RefSeq and is a predicted model, not a curated record. Gene Ontology annotation, biological process: regulation of transcription by RNA polymerase II.